AUGGUUACCUGGUAUCGACAGGCAGAUCCAACGGCCAAUAUCCAGCAAAUACUAUCCGUGAUGCGUCUUCAGAUUUUAGCCAGCGCUCUUGCGCUUAGCGGUUCAGCUGCCGCUUUCUCCGAUUCAUGGCCUCUUGUCAUGUUCUCUACAUCCAAGUUCUCCGAUGCGACCAGCAACAAUCAAAUCCAGACACGAUCUCAGGCCCUUGAGCAAGUCAAGGACCUUUUGGCUCCAUGUCCGACCGAUAACUAUGUACUGAUUGCUCAGGAAGGCGCCAACGCUGCCGACAUUCGACGAACGAACGCCAAGUCCAACCUUCACCAGGUCAUUGCGCGUAAGGAAAUUCAGGGCAAGUUCAUUGUCUCUGAGGUUGUUGGCGAAUCGAUCGAUGCGGACGCGAUCCAAGAUUAUAUUCAGACGGUGUGUUAUGAGCAGGCAAAGACGGUCGAGCCUCAUUUCACCGUUAUUAAGGCGGAAGACAACAAUGGUCGGUUCCAAAGAACUCACUGCACAAGACCGAACAUUAACAACUUUGCAGAAGCUACCGAGAAUUGGAUGUCGAAUGAGAAGUGGAUGAAGGAUUCAUACACUGUCCUGUUCGUUGGCACCCCUUCCACCCAGGCCAAGACCGCCUCUGCAUCGAAGAAGGCCGCUGGCUCCGAGAAGACAAUCUACGAGCCCGAAUUUAUCGAGCCUCUGCACAUGGACUUGAAGCGCGACGUUUCAGAAGGCUCAAAGGCUGGCAACGCUACUCGUGACACCCGUGGCUUGUUCGAGAAGUACCAGUUCUUCACUCCUGGUAUUUUCAUGGCCAUCAUCACUGCCAUUGUUUUGUUCUCUAUCCUUGGCGUUGGUCUCCGGGCACUGGCUAGUCUCGAGGUCUCCUACGGCUCCUUCGAGAAGGACAUGGGUCCUGCUGCCCAGAAGAAGCAGUAA
Molecule: messenger RNA, 936 nt
Organism: Fusarium venenatum
Lineage: Eukaryota; Fungi; Ascomycota; Sordariomycetes; Hypocreales; Nectriaceae
Source: RefSeq, a predicted model, not a curated record